CGGCAGUGUCGGAGUCGGAGUUUAGUUACGUGUUGAAAUAUUGCUAACUGUGAAAAUUGUGCAAAUUAUUAUAAACAAUUAGCAAAAAGCAACUGGUCUCUGGCUGCCAUGAAGUUCCAUGCCAAGAUGCUGGACGUGCUCUACAUGCGCGAGUUUCAGGCGAUUGCCGCCACGUUGGCCAAGCUGGCCAAGGAAUGCGUCAUGCUAGUGGCACAGGAGCAAAUGCAUUUAAUUGUGAAUGAGGAGCAUUGCUCGACCUCAUCGCCGCUCGUGUGGGUCAGCAUCGCGUCCAAAGAUUAUUUUCCAGAAUACCAAAUGACGCCAGCACGUCCAGAACAUGAUCUCAUCGUGCUGGUUAUGUCCGCAAUGCAUCUCAGCCGCGCUCUUGCCGUCCUGCGGUCUGGCUCCAGCAGUAGCGUCCACAGCUGUAAGCUGGAGCUGAAGCAAAUACAAUUUCCCUGCAUCUCGGUGAUAGCAUCGGUGGUAUCACCUAAUUCCUCAGAGCCGCGUGAGGUGGUGCACGAUGUGCCCGUGACUGUGGUCCCGCCCAGCGAUUGGUCCUCAUAUAUGCUGCCCAAGGUGCCGAACACUCAAAUUGUGCUCGGCGUUCCAUCGCUUCGACUGCUGCGCAGUCUGAUUGAUAAGUUAAAAAACAUUUCGCCCAGUUUUAUAUUCCAUGGCAGCACAGCCGGCGAACUAAAUCUGGUAGCGGAAUCUGAAAUGGCUACAAUAACAACACGUUUCAGUCGACUGCUGCUGCACAAACCAGAUCAAGGACAGUCGGGUGCUGGAGCAGAGACUGAGUCGGAAAUUCGGUGCUCCGUGGACACACGAAAGGCAUCUGCAUUCUUCAAUGCACUCCAGUUGCCCAAUGAGGAAAUUAUGAUCGGCAUAGAUAGUGAACGUUGCAUCUGCCUGCAGCUGGACAUUCGCAGCAAUGUGGUUUUACAUUCCAUUCUGCCAGCAGUUUGUGCUGAAAUUUAAUAGUGGUUAAAAUGAACAAAAAUAAAACUUGUAUAUCGAUAGGCAUAUGUGCGUGCGCUAAAUAUCGAUAUGCAAAUGAGAAAGAAUAUCAUCGAUAA
Molecule: messenger RNA, 1082 nt
Organism: Drosophila navojoa
Lineage: Eukaryota; Metazoa; Arthropoda; Insecta; Diptera; Drosophilidae
Gene: Hus1-like
Product: Hus1-like checkpoint clamp component
Biological process (GO): nucleotide-excision repair; double-strand break repair via homologous recombination; telomere maintenance
Cellular component (GO): nucleolus; site of double-strand break; checkpoint clamp complex
Source: RefSeq, a predicted model, not a curated record